This is a messenger RNA of Plasmopara halstedii, 165 nucleotides long. RefSeq lists its product as uncharacterized. The coding region runs from base 1 to 165 and encodes 54 amino acids. NCBI's taxonomy places the organism in Eukaryota, Oomycota, Peronosporomycetes, Peronosporales, Peronosporaceae. The transcript has 2 exons. The record is from RefSeq and is a predicted model, not a curated record.
AUGAAUCGAUGUGAGACUCAUGAUCCAGACUUGCUCAAUGAUCCGGAAUUUUUGCGAUGCAUUCGUGACCCAGAAUACGAAUUCGAUGUCCGUACGAAAUACUCGUUAGGGUGUCGGAGGUGUCUUGAGGUGCCUUCUCAAAAGUCUGACCAGACGGUUCGCUAG